AUUACAAUUUAAUUUGAAAAAAAAAAAAGAAAAAUGGUGGGACAAUUGAAAAGGGGCUGAAAUUUAAAAAGAGGGAAAAUAAAUAGAAAAUAAAAAUAAUAAAACUUAAAGCUAAAGAAAAACGCUCGUCCUAAUCUUUACUUCUCUCGAUCUCAAUGCCCAAAAACAAUACAAAUAUUCCCAAUUUGGAAACUUUAUAUUCUCUUUUUUUCUCUCUGUUCUGUUUUGUUUGUCCAACAUGAAAGACAGAGGAAAGAGAACAGCAACGGAGCGAAGAAACGACGACGCUUCAUUCUAUUACAGCACACCCUCCGACCUCUCUUGCCGGAAGCAUCCAUCUGUUUCCGCUGUCGGAAUCUGUCCGUACUGUCUCAACGACCGUUUAGUUAACCUCGUAUGCUCCGAAUGCGGCGAACAGAGACUCUUUUCUUGCUCAUGUUCCGACGUCUCUCCUAAUCCGACCUCAAACUUCGCCGGAAACGUCGUCCGGAUCUCUUCUUUCAUCGACGAAGAGGCGACGAAACAGAGGAAGACGACGGAGAAGAGUCGAAAAACAGAGGAAGUUGUGGUGUUCAAGAGGAGUAGUAGCAGUUGCGUUGAGAUUAGUAAGAGGAAGCAUCAUAGGUUCUCAAAUAUCGGAAGGUUCUUCAGGAAGAUUAAUCUCAUAAAUGAGAGAGCUUUGGAUUACAACGACGAUGGUAAGAAACAGAGUGUUUUGAGAUCAAGAUCUCUGUGUAGUUUCCGAGGAGGAAACGGGUGCUUUAUCGGGUCGGAAGAAGACAUGUCGUCUUAUUCCGGUGCAAGGAGCUCUUUCUCCGCCGCGAGAAGCUUGAGCGUCAAUGGCGGGUUAGGGGUUUUCGAUACGAUGACAGAGCAUCGGAAGAGCAACUUCAGUGAAUCAGAGCCGCUGCGACGAAGCUGUUUCGAGGGGAGGAAGAGUAACUUCAGUGAAACAGAGUAUACUCGGAGGGAGAAUAAUUAUCCACAGAGGAGCAACUACGAAGCAGCAGCAAGUAAGAGUGAUUCGUCGGCGAUGAGUUUCACGAGAAGGGUUUUAUCGGUGAAAGAUGGUGAAGAAGAAGAGCCUGGUUUUAUCGAGAUUAAAUUCGAUUCCUCUGGACAAGUUGUAAACGACGGCGUUUUGGAACACGGAGGAGGAGGGUCUUGCCGGUUAACCACGAAGGAUCGAGAGGUGAGUAGGAGUCGAAGGAGCUUCAAAGGAUGGAAAUGGUUAUUCGGACAUCAUCAUCAAAGAGAUUCAUCAUCAUGACGACGAAGAUUGAAGGAAAGAGAUGAAUUUUAUGGGAUCCAGUAAGGAACAAUUGUCAACUCAAUUGCUCCUAUGUCAAUCUUAGUGAGAAAGCUUUGGCACUUUUUGAAUAUUUUUUUUCAUUUUGUUUUGUUGAAUACAUCGAAAUUGGAAUUCAAGUUUUAUGA
Molecule: messenger RNA, 1437 nt
Organism: Brassica napus (rape)
Lineage: Eukaryota; Viridiplantae; Streptophyta; Magnoliopsida; Brassicales; Brassicaceae
Exons: 1
Coding region: 239-1270 (343 amino acids)
Source: RefSeq, a predicted model, not a curated record